Molecule: messenger RNA, 1779 nt
Organism: Hibiscus syriacus
Lineage: Eukaryota; Viridiplantae; Streptophyta; Magnoliopsida; Malvales; Malvaceae
Product: protochlorophyllide-dependent translocon component 52, chloroplastic-like
Exons: 7
Coding region: 93-1718 (541 amino acids)
Molecular function (GO): chlorophyllide a oxygenase activity; 2 iron, 2 sulfur cluster binding
Source: RefSeq, a predicted model, not a curated record
CUUCACUCUUUGUUUCUUUCCUCUCUGCUUAAUCUCGUCAGCUAAUGAGAGUUUAAUUUAAACCAUAGAAAACAAACGUAAAUCAGCCAGCCAUGGAUGUUCUCAGAGCUUCUUCCGCCAUUGUACCUGCACCAUUCAUUCCAACAAGCAAAACCCAGUUUCAUAAACCCAUCUUUCACAACUUUACACCAAAACCCGGGUUCAAAUCAUCUUUCCAUAGAAACCCAUCAAAAUCCAGGUUGUUUACAACCUUAUCAUCGUCCCCAACGACGGAAUCCGUUGAGCCACCUCAGCCGGAAGUUGAGAUCGACAGUGGGAAAGAGAAAUUCGAUUGGUACUCGCAGUGGUACCCGGUGAUGCCGGUGUGUGAUUUGGAGAAAACGAAGCCGCACGCGAAGAAGAUAUUGGGACUUGAUCUCGUGGUGUGGUGGGAUAGGAAUGAGAAUGAAUGGAAAGUGUUUGAUGAUACGUGUCCUCACAGAUUGGCUCCUUUGUCGGAGGGAAGAAUCGAUCAAUGGGGAAGAUUGCAGUGUGUUUACCAUGGUUGGUGCUUUGGUGGUAAUGGUGACUGUAAGAUUAUUCCCCAAGCUCCCCUUGAUGGACCCCCGGUGCAUACAUUCAAGAAAGCAUGUGUGGCUGUUUAUCCGAGCACGGUGCAGCAUGAUAUUGUGUGGGUUUGGCCAAAUGCUGAUCCUCAAUACAAAGAUAUUAUAACGAAGAAAAAGCCCCCUUACAUUCCUGUAUUGGAUGAUCCUUCAUACACAAAGCUGAUGGGAAACCGAGAUAUUCCUUACGGGUAUGAUGUGUUGGUUGAAAACCUUAUGGAUCCAUCUCAUGUUCCGUAUGCACAUUACGGACUAAUGCGCACUAGGACCCCUACGGUGAAGGUCGACAGAGAAGGGGGCAGACCACUUGAGAUGCGAGUCAAGAAGCUCGAUAUAAAUGGUUACGCUGCAACGCAGGACUGGAGCAAUAUGAACUUUAUUGCACCUUGCAUCUUUCAUGCUUUCGCCGAUUCUGAUACUGAUACUGAUUCUGAAGUUGAUCGAGGAAACGGAUCUGCAGCAUCUUCUGAAUCCCAAAAGGCACCACCGCCGAAUCGAAGACUUUCUUUGAUUUUUAUGUGUGUUCCGGUCAGUCCUGGUAAUAGCAGAUUGAUUUGGACUUUCCCGAGAAACUUUGGUGUUUGGAUUGACAGAAUUGUUCCAAGAUGGCUGUUUCACAUUGGACAAAACCUGAUUCUUGAUUCUGAUUUGUAUCUUCUUCAUGUUGAGGAGCGUAAGAUAAUGGAAAUCGGGUCUACCAACUGGCAAAAAGCUUGUUUUGUGCCUACGAAGUCGGAUGCCUUAGUGGUCGGUUUCCGAAGGUGGUUCAACAAGUAUGCCGGCGGUGAGAUUGAUUGGAAAGGGAAGUUUAGUGGAGCUCUUCCUCCGACUCCUCCUAGAGAACAGCUGAUGGACAGGUACUGGACACAUGUGGUGAAUUGCAAGAGUUGCAAAACUGCGUAUAAAGGUCUCAACGCGCUCGAAGUAUUACUGCAAAUCGUAUCGGUUAUUUCCAUCGGGAUCGUUGCUGCAAUGAAGCAGAACAUGAUGUCGAUGGUGGCUAGAACAGCGAUCGUAUCGACGGCCAUAGUUUGCUUUGCAGCUUCAAGAUGGUUGGCUCAUUUCAUCUACAAGACUUUCCAUUACCAUGACUAUAACCACGCCGUUGUGUGAAUUUGAUGUGAAUAUGACACCCUUUACUUUGUAUGUAAGAUUAAUUUUUCUUUUUAAAAUA